AUGUUGUCUGAGAAGACUCCCAUCGAUCUUGAUGUGGCUGUAACGCCCCAGGUGUCAGCAGCUGAUGUCGAGAAGUCUCAGCCAAUAGUGACCGAUAUUGGGCUUCAGUUUAUAACACAAAGUGGCGAUAUUGAGUACACUCAAGCAGAGGAAAAUACGGUCAUAUGGAGAAUUGACCUCUUUCUUCUGUCUAUGGCUCUCGAUAAAGCAAUAAUAUCUUAUGCUGCAGUUUAUGGCAUGAGGACUGAUAUGCAUUUAGUGGGUCAGCAGUAUAGUUGGGCUGUUACCAUGUUUUAUUUCGGCUACCUUAUUGGGCAGCCUCCAGCUAAUUAUUUGAUUCAAAAAACGCCGAUGGGUAAAUUUGCUGCAGUCACCCUCUUUAUGUGGGGAGCUCUCGUCAUGCUUUCUGCACUUGCGCGAAACUUUGCGGGAAUCGCAGCUUUACGCUUCUUUAUGGGGAUCUUCGAAGCCGGUAUCGCGCCUUUGUGUGUGCACGUCACUGGAAUGUUUUAUAAAGGCCAAGAGCAGGCAUUACGUUGUACCUGUUGGUACUUCUUUGUUGGUAUUGCCGUGAUUAUAGCCCCUCUUCUCAGUUGGGGCGUUGGACAUAGUACCUCUGGUAUUAAGCCGUGGAAGCUAUUGUUCAUAAUUUGUGGAGGCCUGUCUAUAGUUUGGUCGUUCGUCAUCUUCUAUUUCCUCCCAGACCAUCCAGGAAAUGCCAAGUUCCUCACUCAGCGCCAACGCAUCAUUGCUAUUGAGCGUCUUCGUGUCAACCGUGCCGGUGUGAAAACCACUGUCUGGAAAUGGGCCCAAUUCCGUGAGACGCUGACCGAUCCACAAGUUUGGAUGAUCGCUCUGUGGGCUGGAAUAAGCAAUCUACUUAACAUCGGAGGCAGUUUUCUGCCUAUCAUUAUCGAAGAUAUGGGCUUCACAGGUCUCAAAACCAGCUUGCUCUCCUUGCCCGUUGGUGGUGUUGAGUGCAUUGCGAUGCUUACAGCUGGCGGUAUUUCAUAUUUCUUCGAGAACGGCCGCACGGUUAUCAUGUUCAUCGUCUCUUUACCUAGUUUAGUUGGCACAAUCCUCCUCACAGUUUUGCCCUUCUCUGCCACAUGGGGCCGAUGUGUUGGCGUGUGGUUACUGCUUACUAUCCCAGCCUCCUAUACUGUGCUUCUGAGUCUUAUUGCGUCAAAUGUCGCCGGUUUUACAAAGAAGGUCACCACAACGUGCGUUGUCUUUGUUACCUAUUCUGUCGGAAACAUCAUUUCGCCACAGCUAUUCAUUACAAGAGAAGGACCAUACUAUGGUACUGGUAUCCGCUCCAUGCUGGUAGCUAUGUCAUUGGUCCUGGCUUUGAAUAUUGCCCUGGGAGUAUACUAUAUAAUUGAGAACCGAAGAAGAGAUCGAGUCUAUGCAUCAACAUCUCAGGAGGUAAUUGACAGAAUGACAGUGGAGCAUGAAGAGUUUCUGGAUAGAACAGAUUUUGAAGAUGCGUUGAAAUUCAGAUAUAGGUGGUAG
Messenger RNA from Penicillium taxi, 1515 nucleotides. RefSeq names its product dipeptide transmembrane transporter. The record is from RefSeq and is a predicted model, not a curated record. Bases 1 to 1515 code for a protein of 504 amino acids. Gene Ontology annotation, cellular component: membrane. Lineage: Eukaryota; Fungi; Ascomycota; Eurotiomycetes; Eurotiales; Aspergillaceae. The transcript is spliced from 6 exons. Gene Ontology annotation, molecular function: transmembrane transporter activity. Gene Ontology annotation, biological process: transmembrane transport.